This is a messenger RNA of Olea europaea var. sylvestris, 489 nucleotides long. RefSeq names its product zinc finger protein 5-like. Gene Ontology annotation, biological process: trichome differentiation; trichome morphogenesis; cytokinin-activated signaling pathway. The coding region runs from base 1 to 489 and encodes 162 amino acids. Gene Ontology annotation, molecular function: transcription cis-regulatory region binding; DNA-binding transcription factor activity. The transcript has a single exon. Gene Ontology annotation, cellular component: nucleus. Lineage: Eukaryota; Viridiplantae; Streptophyta; Magnoliopsida; Lamiales; Oleaceae. The record is from RefSeq and is a predicted model, not a curated record.
AUGGAAACACGUAAUGGAGACGGCGAAUCGUCCUGCUCGGAGAAAAAACUCAUCCGACUAUUUGGGUUCGAGAUCGAUCCAUGUCAAACUAAUGAUCAAGGAGGGUUUGUAGAAGGGCAUGAGAGUGUGAAUUUUGAGGCACAACAAAACAAGAAGAAAUUGGAAUGCCAAUAUUGUUCAAAGGUGUUUGAAAAUUCACAAGCAUUUGGGGGUCAUCAAAAUGCCCAUAAAAAGGAAAGAUUGAGAAAAAAGAAGUUGCAGCUUCAACCAAGAAAGUUUUUUAUGCAGCCUGAUCCAAUCAACUUGUACUAUGAGCAUUCUUCUACUACUGCUGGUGGUGGUGGUGGUGGUGGUGCAUGGUCCACUGCAUUUUUGAAUGAUCAGUCUCAAAUCACAUGUGAUCAAGAUGCAGAUCAGGUCAAUGGUCAAGAAGUUUAUGCGGCGUCACAUGCACCAUUUCAACAAGAUACGGAGUAUAGGAGAGAAUAA